Molecule: messenger RNA, 252 nt
Organism: Kuraishia capsulata CBS 1993
Lineage: Eukaryota; Fungi; Ascomycota; Pichiomycetes; Pichiales; Pichiaceae
Exons: 1
Coding region: 1-252 (83 amino acids)
Source: RefSeq, a predicted model, not a curated record
AUGGUCAGACUAGAAUAUAUUACUGAUUAUUUCAAGUUUAUCUCUCAGUUGCAAGACUAUGCUGAUGAGAAUGGGCUGGAGUUACACCAUGGAUUCGAUUUUAGUUCGGUGCCUGUCAUCGAGUUUAAUUACCUUAAAGACCCCUCAGCUGAGUACGCUAUAACUGAAGAAGAACUUGACAAACUGGCAGACACGGACCGCAAACUUUUGCCUUCUGCAUGGGUUGUGAACAAUAUAAGAACACUGAGUUAA